Molecule: messenger RNA, 1152 nt
Organism: Hydatigera taeniaeformis
Lineage: Eukaryota; Metazoa; Platyhelminthes; Cestoda; Cyclophyllidea; Taeniidae
Source: the annotation of a GenBank genome assembly
AUGACAGCUUUUGUACUUGACAGCAAUUCGAGCAAAAAGGCUCUUCUUCACCGAUACCUUGAACUGUCUUCCGAGAAGGGAGAGUUCAUGGCCACGUACGUAUGGAUUGACGGCUCUGGCGAAAAUGUUCGUUGCAAAACUAUGACUCUCUCCGAAGAACCCAAAUCUGUUAAGGAUUAUCCCAUAUGGAACUUUGAUGGUAGCAGUACAGGGCAGGCCGAGGGCUCAAAUUCAGAUGUCUACCUCUAUCCAGCUGCAAUCUUUCGUGAUCCUUUUACGCGUCGUAACAACAAACUCGUUCUUUGUGAAACGUAUACUUACGACCAAAAACCGCAUUGUAAGUUCGGAUCCAAUAGGGCUGCUAAAUUGGCUCCACUUGCCUCUUUAAAAGCUACCAACAAACGCCGGGAAUGCGUUGAAGUCAUGAAACGGGCCGAAGGGGAGAAACCAUGGUUUGGAAUUGAGCAAGAAUACACUCUUCUUGAUGUCGAUCACUAUCCUCUGCAAUGGCCUAAAAACGGCUUUCCAGCGCCACAGGGCCCCUAUUAUUGUGGUGUAGGAGCUGACAGAGCAUUCGGACGCGACAUUGUACUUGCUCACUACCACGCCUGCCUCUACUCAGGCAUUAAGAUCGCUGGCUCCAACGCCGAGGUGAUGCCUUCUCAGUGGGAGUUUCAGAUUGGACCCUGUGAAGGUGUCGAUGCCGCCGACCAUCUUUGGAUGGCACGCUACCUUCUGCAUCGUGUUGCUGAGGACUUUGGUGUUGUAGUCACCUUCGAUCCCAAGCCCAUGAAGGGCGAUUGGAAUGGAGCUGGUGCGCAUACGAACUUCUCAACCCUAGCAAUGCGCACACCUGGAAAGGGCAUAGAUGUCAUCACAGCAGCUAUUGAUAAAUUGGCGCUCGCUCACGAUGAGCACAUCAAAAACUACGACCCAUGCGGCGGCGACGACAACAAGCGUCGGCUAACGGGUCGUCAUGAGACGAGCAGUAUCUAUGACUUUUCAUCCGGUGUGGCAAACAGAGGCGCUAGCAUUCGAAUCCCUCGUCAAGUGAGCGAGAAUGGCUAUGGCUAUUUGGAGGAUCGACGGCCUUCAGCAAACUGUGAUCCAUACACAGUCACCAUGAUGCUUGUAAAAACCACCUGUCUUUAA